Molecule: messenger RNA, 867 nt
Organism: Nilaparvata lugens (brown planthopper)
Lineage: Eukaryota; Metazoa; Arthropoda; Insecta; Hemiptera; Delphacidae
Exons: 3
Coding region: 178-867 (229 amino acids)
Source: RefSeq, a predicted model, not a curated record
UUUCUUGACAAUGUAACAUAUGUGUUACAUUCAGAAGAAUGUAUGUUUUCUUUCAAAGGCAUUCUAUUUUGCUGUUCCUUUGGCAAUGUAUGAUCUUAGAUACACCAUCUGAACAUAACUUCAGUAUGUGCUUCCAUCUAGAGGGCGUAUUUUGAACUAAAAUCUUGUUUAUUCAAGAUGGCUGCCGGACAUCGUUUGGUUGGUGGAUCAAAGAAGAAUCAGCAAUUGUCAUAUGCUUCCCAAGGAGAUUUUAUACUCUCGAAAGUGCUACUACCACCAGAAGAUGGGAGUUCUGAUCUGGAUGGAAAUAAUUCAGAUGACCCAGAAGACAAAUUGUUCAAUCAUCAUGCAAAUGAUUUUUAUAAUUCGGAUAGUUCAGAUGCUCCAUCAUUACCUCCUGAACUUCAAGACAUCCUUCAUGAAUUAGAAGUUGGUGAGGAUCUUCAUAUAUUAUCUACUGAAAAUAUUGGAACUUAUAUCGAAGAUCAAGGAGUUCAACCUAAUGUUGAGGCUGUUGAAGUUGUCAAUCAAGAUGAGAAUUACGUAUUCAUUGAUAAUGUCAUACCAGAAGCUACCUGUAUUGCUGAUAAUAGUAGUGCUAAUCCAGUCACUUUUUCUUCCUCCACAAAAAAAUCUGAAGAACAAUCAACUUCAAAUUUGAGAAAGAGGAAGAAAAAGAAACUGCCUAGUGUAAAAGUAAAGAAACAAAAAACAUGUAAUAUCAAAACUAAUAAGACUCCAAAAAGAUUUUCAUGGGUGAAAAGGGAAUUUGACCAUCGAAAUUUGUCUCUAGAGGUAGAUGUCGAUUGUGUGUUGGAGGUCAAACGACAAUUUCAUGCAUCAAGUGCAAUGUGCGACUUUGUUUAG